AGAGAAAGUGAGUGAGAGAGAGAGAGAGGGGUAGAGAGAGAGAGAGAGGCCACACGAUGAAUAGCACGUCCCGGGGCGGUCAGGACCAGUUCACUUGGGAGGAGGUGAAGACGGACAAACACCGAGAGAAUUACCUCGGGAACUCGCUGAUGGCUCCGGUGGGGAGGUGGCAGAAGGGGAAGGACCUGACCUGGUACGCCAAGGGGAAGAGCAGCCGUGGGCAGGCUCUGUCCAGGGAGGAGGAGCUGGCUGCCGUGCGCCAGGCCGAGCAGGAGGCGCUGCGAGCCGCCCUAGGCCACGGGAAUUACAAGCGGAAACCCACAGGAGUGAGCAAAGAGGAGUUGGCUGAGGUGUGUAAGCGAGAAGCCUCCGACCCGGACAGUAAGGACGUUGACCGAGUGUUGGGUCUCGGCAGCUCCAGUGGGAGUUUGCCCAGGAUGUCACUGACACAAGAGGAUCGUAAGGCAGCCAAGCUCGGCCUGUCUGUCUUCACGCAUCAAACGUCCGAUCAAAUCCCAGAGCUCUGUCAGCAGCAACCCAGAGUGACACCAGAUAGUGUCUGUGACAGGUCACAGGCCAGAAAGAAACACAAGAAAGAGAAGAAGAAGAAAAAGGAGAAGAAGAAAAAGAAACACAAAGAUCGAACGAGAGACGAUUCCAGAGAGAGGAAGGUCCGGUCAUCACGGAAACGGCACAGUCCAUCAGCCCAGCCCCCGGUAGGGGAGGGGCGGGGGCGAGCUCGCCACGACACCGAGACGUCGGAGGAGGAGAGCGGAGCGAUCCAGCCACACCGCGCCAGGGCCACCAAACGCCGGAGAGACAGCCGAUAGCAAAGAGCUGAGGCCAGCGGUGACGGCGGUGGUGGAGG
Molecule: messenger RNA, 868 nt
Organism: Callorhinchus milii (elephant shark)
Lineage: Eukaryota; Metazoa; Chordata; Chondrichthyes; Chimaeriformes; Callorhinchidae
Gene: cunh1orf35
Product: chromosome unknown C1orf35 homolog
Exons: 8
Coding region: 57-830 (257 amino acids)
Source: RefSeq, a predicted model, not a curated record